This is a messenger RNA of Caretta caretta (loggerhead turtle), 824 nucleotides long. The record is from RefSeq and is a predicted model, not a curated record. Lineage: Eukaryota; Metazoa; Chordata; Testudines; Cheloniidae.
AUGGCAGGGCUAGAGAAGGUGAACCAAACCACUGUCACAGCAUUUCUGCUGGUUGGAUUUGAGACCCGUCCAAAGCUGCAGAUAACACUCUUUGUGAUGUUUUUCAUUAUCUACCUGGCAACCAUUGCUAGGAACAUCCUCCUCGUUCUCAUAGUUUGGACUGACCAUUAUCUCCACACUCCCAUGUACUUCGUCCUCAGCAACUUGUCCUUCCUGGAAACCGGCUAUGUGUCCAAUGUCAUCCCAGGCUGCUGCCUGGGUGACAUUAACCAUUUAUUUUGUGAUUUAACAACAGUAUUGAGACUUUUCUGUGAAGACACCAGCAUCAUUAAGGUAACAUCCCUGAUUAGCAUCCUGACCAUCGCAUCCUAUGUCUAUGUCAUCCUGACCAUCCUGAGAAUCCCAUCCAUUGCUGGGAGCAAAAAAGCCUUUUCCACCUGUUCCUCUCACCUCAUUGUUGUCUCAACGUUCUAUGGGGCUCUGAUCAUCAUGUAUGUGGCGCCGUCAGGAAAUCAGUCUCUGGAUUUCAACAAAAUGUUCUCCCUGCGCUACAUGGUGGUGACUCCCAUGUUCAACCCCAUUGUCUACAGCCUGAGGAACAAAGACAUGAAAGAUGCCUUGGGCAGGGUCAUCCAUAAAAUCUGGCUUCCUCCCAAGAUGUAGCCAAGUUCUGUGCCCACAUUUUCAAGUGAAAUCACAAGGGAAGAAAAUUCAGCAGAGAAAUUCUAAUGUUAAACACUCCAACAAUGUCUUAGAUUCUUGAAUGCAAAUGAUUCUGCUUCACCAAUGGUUUUCUAACUCAAAGGUUACCUGAAAAGUGUGCA